AUGUCUCAACCAUCAAGACCAGCAAUACCAGAACAGGCUUUGGAGUCACAUAUCAUAAAAGCGGCACAGGUUCUAGAAGAAACAUUAGAUGAAGAAAUCAAUCGAUUGGACAAUUUGAACGAAGAUGAUCUGGAAACUAUUCGUCUUCGUCGAUUGAAACAAAUGAAAGAAGAGAAUCAGAAACGCAACGAAUGGCUAGCUGCUGGUCAUGGUUCGUACUCUGAAUUGGCCAAUGAGAAGGAAUUUUUUGCCGCCUGUAAACGGUCCACCUAUGGUCUGGUUUGUCACUUCUAUCGUGAUGCGACAUUUCGUUGCAAAAUUGUGGACAAACAUUUGACCCUCCUGGCUCCGAAACACAUCGAGUGCCGUAUGUGCAAAAUCAACGCAGAAAAAGCACCGUUUCUCACACAAAGACUGAAUGUGUUUGUGAUUCCCACCCUUAUUCUCGUCAAAAAUGAACAGAUUUGUGAUCGGAUUGUUGGCUUUGAUGAUUUGGGUGGUCACGAUGAGUUUUCCACGGCCAUGAUGGAAUGGCGUCUCGCUGUCGGUCAAGUGAUCCGGUAUUCGGGUGAUUUAUCCAACCCACCGGAUACAAUCAAAUCCGGAAUCACGUUGGACAGUAGAAGAAAAGGAAUCAAAACGAUUCGGGAUAAGGGAAUCGGGGAUGAUGAUGAUGAUGAUGACAGUGAUUGA
Molecule: messenger RNA, 693 nt
Organism: Echinostoma caproni
Lineage: Eukaryota; Metazoa; Platyhelminthes; Trematoda; Plagiorchiida; Echinostomatidae
Source: the annotation of a GenBank genome assembly